AUGUGCUUCAAAGCCUGUAACAAUAUUUUAAAAGUGUCUUUUGUUUUCUUUCUUUUGGCUUCCUGUGUGCUUAAGCCUGUAACAAUUUUAAAGUGUCUUUUGUUUUCUUUCUGCUUCUUCAAAGCCUCGACCAAGUGCUUUUCAAUAUUUCUGUUUGGUUUCUUUCUGUUUGGCACCAUGUGCUUCAAAGCCUGUAACAAUAUUUUAAGUGUCUUUGGUUUUUUCUUUCUUUUUGUGCUUUGGCUUCCUGUAAUGUUUUAUGUGUCUUUUGGUUUCUUUCUGUUUGGCUACCAUGUGCUUCAAAGCCUUGUAACAAUAUUUUGGUCUUUUUUUUCUUUCUGUUUGGCUACCAUGUGCUUCAAAGCCUGUAACAAUAUGUGCUUCAAAGCCUGUAACAAUAUUUUAGUGUUUUGGUUUUCUUUCUGUUUGGCUACCAUGUGCUUCAAAGCCUGUAACAAUAAUAUGUCUUUUGGUUUCUUUCUGUUUGUCUUUUGGUUUUCUUUCUGUUUGGCUACCAUGUGCUUCAAAGCCUUGUCUUUUGGUUUUUCUUUCUGUUUGGCUACUAUGUGCUUCAAAAAGCCUGUAACAAACCAUUUUCAAGUGUCUUUUGUUUUCUUUCUUGUUUUGGCUACCAUGUGCUUCAAAGCCUGUAACAAUAUUUUGAAGUGUCUUUGGUUUUCUUUCUGUUUGGCUACCAUGUGCUUCAAAGCCUGUAACAAUAUUUUAUCUUUUUUUUCUUUUCUGUUUGGCUACCAUGCUUCAAAGCCUGUAACAAUAUUUUUGGUGUCUUUUUUUUUUCUUUUGUUUAUUACCAUGUGCUUCAAAGCCUGUAACAAUAUUUUGAAGUAUCUUUUUGUUUUCUUUCUGUUUCUGUUUGCUUCAUGUAACAAUACCAUGUCUUUUUCUUUCUGUUUUGCUACCAUUUGCUUCAAAGCCUGUAAAUAA
This is a messenger RNA of Acanthosepion pharaonis, 945 nucleotides long. The record is from the annotation of a GenBank genome assembly. NCBI's taxonomy places the organism in Eukaryota, Metazoa, Mollusca, Cephalopoda, Sepiida, Sepiidae.